AAUUCAGACAAAAAUAUUCCAAAACCCCAAUAAAUAUCCUGAAUCCAAACUCUGCCAUUGCUCCAAUCCGAAGAAAACACCAUGAGUUUUCUCGCGGGAAGACAAGCGGCGAAAGAAGCCGCCUUCUUUUUCCAGGAAACCAAACAAUCCGUUAACCGUUUGGCGGAGAAAACCCCCAAAACCCCCUCAUCGAAUCCACCAUCGCUCGAGCAACAAGUUCAAGCCGACGUGCUUCCUGAGGUCCUCAAACAUUCUUUGCCUUCCAAGAUCUUCCGGCAACCGUUCGAUCCUUCGUCUCUUUCAAGGACCUUCAAGUGGGCACUCCAUUCUAAUCCAAACAACGCCUCCAGUUCUUCACCUGAUGCCUUGAACCCUCUCAGGGCUUACGAUUCUCUUCCCCAGGUUACUUUUGGCCCCAAAAGGUGGGAGUUGCCGAGUACGGAGAAUUCAAUCACGGCAUCGACGACUAAUGAAUUGCGAAAGGACAAAUAUACGCCUCUCAAUCCGGAGAAGUUGAAAGCUGCUGCUGAAGGACUUAAGCGAAGUUUGUUCAUUCGUUUCUCUCUCUGUUAGCUUCGUUGAUAUAUCAUAUAUAACUCUGGAAAUUUGAUGCUGAUUAGCUUUGAUGCCAUCUAAUUUGAAUUCG
Messenger RNA from Hibiscus syriacus, 646 nucleotides. RefSeq lists its product as uncharacterized. Bases 82 to 573 code for a protein of 163 amino acids. The transcript has 2 exons. The record is from RefSeq and is a predicted model, not a curated record. Lineage: Eukaryota; Viridiplantae; Streptophyta; Magnoliopsida; Malvales; Malvaceae.